ACGCGUGUCGAGCGGGCGGACAGGAAGCGUUUGGAGCUCGUGCAGGGAAGCUAGCAAAGAUGAGACAGGAAGUUAUAAAGUAGCAUUUUUAGAUUAAAUAAUAUUUUACCAUAAUUAAAAUCUAUGGCAACUGUGCGUACAAAACACGAUUUGAUUGAAACUAUUCUCCAAAAUUGAAUCAUUUAAUAGAUAGUGAGAAUGAAUUAGGAAUGAUUUGACAAACACUUUUGGGUUGGUUACUUUUAUUUUGAAAUGCUAACGAAAAUGGUUGCCUUGAACUAGGGCUAGCUUGAUCCUAACAAAGAGACCAGCCGACGCACGGUGGUUGCGCGUGAACGACAACGGGGGACGCUCGGACAAGAACCGGUUGGGCUGUUGUCGGAAACUCAGCAUGCUGCAAUUUAAAUGCUGAGCGUGGGUCCGAAAUAUCCGUAGUUACUUUCCGAACGACAGUAGUUGACGGCCACGCCCCGGUUCCACCGCCUACAGCUCGUACAAAAGUGCUGGCGGCGAGACGGAGAGCGGUUUGAAACCCAGCAGGGCGGCUAGCUGGUUCGCACAAGGAGGACGCAGGAGUGUCGGCUGCUUCGAGAACCAUGAGGGAGUACAAAGUAGUGGUUCUGGGUUCUGGAGGUGUCGGAAAAUCCGCACUGACUGUCCAGUUUGUGACGGGGUCUUUUAUCGAGAAAUACGACCCCACGAUAGAGGAUUUCUACAGGAAAGAGAUCGAGGUGGACUCCUCACCCUCCGUUCUGGAGAUCUUGGACACGGCGGGGACCGAGCAGUUCGCCUCCAUGCGAGACCUCUACAUCAAAAACGGGCAGGGCUUCAUCCUGGUUUACAGCCUAGUAAACCAGCAGAGCUUCCAGGACAUCAAGCCGAUGAGAGAUCAGAUCAUUCGGGUUAAGAGGUACGAGCGGGUGCCGAUGAUUCUGGUGGGAAACAAAGUGGACCUGGAAGGGGAGAGGGAGGUCUCGUCCGGAGAGGGGAAGGCUCUGGCGGACGAGUGGAACUGCCCGUUCAUGGAAACUUCAGCCAAAAAUAAAAUCUCAGUGGACGAACUGUUUGCAGAGAUCGUACGACAGAUGAACUAUGCCUCAACGCCCAAUGGCGACGACCCGUGCUGCUCGUCUUGUGUCAUCCUCUAAGGAACAAAACAAUCAAAAGUUUUAUUCUCCGCUCAGUUUUAAGUUUGCAAUGUGUGUUGCAGCGAGUCUGUACUGUUGAGCCCUUCUUCGUGUCUCGCCCUGGCCUUGGAGGAAAAUGAAGGGAGGAAUGCUGCAGGGGACAGGAGGAGGAGGGGGAAGAGAGCAACUGAGCACCAGAGAGGGUUUCACUCUUCAGGAAUUCUGCUGGGUUGGAGUAUCUUUGCUGCACGAUCAGUGUCCACCACCAUCAACAUGGAGCUUCAGAACAACCCCUCCUUAACCGGUUCCAGACUCUACCCCCGGCUGGAGCCAAACUACCCGACGCUUAGAGGAGCUCACACACGGAUAUUUCUGUAUAAGACGAAGACAGGGAAAUAGAAUUUAUUUUGUUAAAUAACUGCACAUACUGAUGUGAAGAUUAUGGGCAUCUCUAACGCCCCCUGACCCCCCCCCCCUCUUUUCCCCCAAAAGUCAGAAGAAACCACGUAUCUGACAGUGGAGUAAAUGUGACAUGUGCCACCUUUUCUCCUUCACCCCCUCUUCAGUGUGAAAGGGCCCUUACUGAAGUGGUGUGGGGACGCUGACCUGACCGCCCUUGUGUCGAGUGCCUUUCCAAAGCAAAUCAGCUCUUUGGAUUUUGUGCCAACCUAUGUUUAUCACCAAAAGAACCCUUCAACAUGGCAACCUACUUGCUAUAGAGAACUCUCCUGGAUAAUCUUGUAUCGGUGGAGGAGGCUGAAAAUGAACAAAACUGCAAUAGGCUCUUCGUUAAGUCAAACGGUGGAUUUUUAAGUAUUAUGUGUUGGCCUUUUUUGAACAAUUCACAUUCUCUAGCAUCUGUUCUGGACAAAUCUAUAUCUUGAAGCAAACAGGUACUGGAUCCACCUCGGUGUUACGACAAAACGCAACGAUUACCUUCCAGACCAGCGACAUCAAAGGAACUCUGUUGAAUUUGUUGUUUUUUUUAACAGGAUAUGUGAUGAUGUACUGUCGACAAAUCUAACCUGAUUGUAAGUUUAAUUUCAGACGAUCCAUUUAACAGUGGACUGUCUGUUUCAAAGAUGAGACUUUUAAUACAAAUUGCAUUUUUUUAAAAAAAGAAA
This is a messenger RNA of Nothobranchius furzeri (turquoise killifish), 2251 nucleotides long. Its product is annotated as ras-related protein Rap-2b. Gene Ontology annotation, cellular component: plasma membrane. The record is from RefSeq and is a predicted model, not a curated record. Gene Ontology annotation, biological process: negative regulation of cell migration; Rap protein signal transduction. NCBI's taxonomy places the organism in Eukaryota, Metazoa, Chordata, Actinopteri, Cyprinodontiformes, Nothobranchiidae. Gene Ontology annotation, molecular function: GTPase activity; GTP binding; GDP binding.